Capsicum annuum is the source of this 1300-nucleotide messenger RNA. Its product is annotated as thiol S-methyltransferase METTL7B. Bases 87 to 905 code for a protein of 272 amino acids. The record is from RefSeq and is a predicted model, not a curated record. Lineage: Eukaryota; Viridiplantae; Streptophyta; Magnoliopsida; Solanales; Solanaceae. Gene Ontology annotation, molecular function: S-adenosylmethionine-dependent methyltransferase activity. The transcript is spliced from 6 exons.
AAAAUUUAUCUCCCACCUGACUGACUAGUUAAACUGAACUGAACUGAUACAAACCCCAAAGGCCCAAAAUUAUAGGAAUUGAAAGAAUGAAUAUGUUGAUACAUACAACCUUUUCGACAUGUUUGUAUCCCAAGAUUCAGUUUACCCAGAAAUUGAAAGCAGUGAAUUCAUCUGUUUCUGAAAGCACAACUUUUAAAGAUGUUAAUUCUCAAGCGGAAAAUGAGUUGAAGAAAAAGGUUAAAGAGCCUUUGAGUUGUAGUAACAAAUUUUGCUUUUGUUGCAGUAGAAGAGCCUUUAUGGCAGCAGCUGCUCUAUUCCACCCUAUUCAUUCUUCAUAUGCUUCUGAUGAUAAUUCAGCUCCUACUGAUCCCAUGGCAAUGUUGAAUAGGUUGCAUCCUCCUAGGCCAGAUUGGUAUGAGGAGUUUUAUGCAACAGCCAUGAACACAAGUAUGAAACCUUAUGAAGCAGAGAUUGAAGGUUACAAGUCAGAGCUUUUUUCUAAUCUGAGAGGUCAGGCCAAACAAAUCCUUGAAAUUGGCAUUGGUACAGGUCCAAAUUUGAAGUAUUAUGCCAGUGAGGGGGGUACUUCCGUUUAUGGCGUUGAUCCAAACAGGAAGAUGGAGAAAUAUGCACAAGCAGCAGCAGAUGCUGCAGGCCUUCCACCUUCAAAUUUCAAAUUCUUACAUGCGGUUUCUGAGUCCUUGCCAUUACGUGAUGCUUCAGUUGAUGUUGUCAUUGGCACUCUUGUGUUAUGUUCCGUCGCUGAUAUUAAUCUGACACUGCAGGAGGUCAGAAGGGUGCUCAAGCCUGGUGGCAUUUACCUCUUUGUUGAACAUGUGGCUGCAGCAGCAGACGCUCGCAGAUGGUUGUCAUCUUAUUCGGAAAACAGGAAAGGAUAUCACUGAAGCCGGUUUCUCAGAUGUAGAUAUUCAUCAAGCUGUAUUAUCAACUGCCUCGCUGAUAAAUCCUCAUAUCAUUGGCAUAGCUCGCAACUAGAUAUAUCCAAGUGUUUACAAUGGUGUCUUGGUAUUGAAACUUCUACCCGGCAUAUGUCAGCUUCAUAAUAUAUUGCCCCCCGGCCGCAAGGGAACAGAAGCUAUUGUAGAAUUAUGUAGCAGAAUUUACCAGCAAAGAGACAGUUUUUAUUUUUGAUUUGUAGAACAACAUUGGAGUGAUAUGAGUUUAAAUAUAGAGCGACAUGGUCAGUGGAUAUUCAUAAAGCCAACUCCAACUUGUUCGGGAUUUGAGGUGUAGUAGUGCCUUUUAAAUUUACCAGCAAAGAAAUCACACUUGUUCUUGA